UUAAAAAACUUUAAAGCUGAUGUAAUCCAUAUAUCUGCCACAGCCACCACCACCACCAUAAAACGCGUCCCUCGCAUUCACUUCUAUCUUCCAUCAGACCAAGCACCCCCACUCUCUCUCUCUCAACCAUCGGAAAUGGCGGAAAACGCCGCCUUCUCCUUCUUGCUUACUCACAUUCUCCUCGUUUCCGCCCUCUUUUUCCGGCAUAGCUUUGCUGCUUCGCGUAGCGUCGACUGGCCGUUCACCACCACCGUCUUCGAUGUCUCCGCUUCCAUCCAGGGAACUCGCCAAGUCCUCUCCUUCGACCCACAAUCCUUCCAAGAAGUUCCCACCAUUACCCAAACUACUACUACUACUACUUCUUCCUUCUCGGUGUCGGUGCAUCCCCGUUCAGCUCUGCACAGGCCUACACACAAGGACUACAAGGCCUUGACGCUUUCCCGACUCGCCCGCGACUCGGCCCGACUCAAUUUCAUCCGGCUGAACAUCGAGUUCGCCAUCAAUGGGUUUAACACUUCUCAUCUCCGGCCCGAAAAAACGACCACGGUUUUCCGGCCGGAGGACUUCCAGUCGCCGCUCACCUCUGGCGUCAGGAUGGGCAGUGGCGAGUACUUCUCCCGGCUGGGGGUCGGCCGGCCGGCCAAGGAUUACUACAUGGUCGUCGACACCGGCAGCGACGUCAGCUGGCUCCAGUGCCUCGCCUGCACGGAUUGCUACCAACAGUCCGACCCGAUAUUCGACCCGUCCAAAUCCUCCAGCUACCGGUCUCUCCCCUGCGGGUCGCCCGAGUGCCAGGCGCUCCAGGACAAGGCCUGCCGCGCCGGCCAGUGCCUCUACGAGGUGUCCUACGGCGACGGCUCCUUCACUGUCGGCAACUUCGCCACCGAAACCCUGACGUUCGGGAGCUCCGGGUCGGCCAACAACGUCGCGAUCGGGUGCGGGCAUGACAACGAAGGGCUCUUCGUCGCCUCGGCCGGGUUACUCGGACUCGGCGGCGGCCCGCUCUCGCUGACGUCCCAGCUCAAGGCGACGUCCUUCUCGUACUGCCUCGUCGACCGGGACUCCUCCGCGUCGUCCACUCUGGAGUUCAACGCCGCCCUACCCGGAGGCUCUGUUACCGCCCAGCUGCUCCGGAACCCUCGGGUCCGGACCUACCGCUACGUGGACUUCACCGGAAUCAGCGUCGGCGGCCACUCCCUAAACCUCCCCGAAUCCCUCUUCGCGGUGGACGAGGCUGGCCACGGCGGCGUGAUCGUGGACUCGGGAACCGCAGUGACUCGACUGAACUCACAAGCCUACGACUCGCUGCGCGACGCGUUCCGGUCGAUGACUCAGCACCUGCCGCGCUCCGGAGGCAUCUCGAUCUUCGACACGUGCUACGACCUGUCGGCCUACAGAAAGGUGGCCAUCCCGGAGGUGGCGUUCUUAUUUCCCGGCGGGAAGAAGCUGGCAUUGCCGGCGAAGAACACGAUUGUGCCGGUGGACGAGAGUGGGACGGUGUGUUUGGCGUUCGCGGCGACGGAUUUUCCGAUUUCGAUUAUCGGAAACGUGCAGCAGCAGGGGACACGUGUCAGCUACGAUAUGGCCAACUCAGUGAUCGGGUUCGCUCCCCAUAAUUGCUGAAAAAGUGGAUGUCUGAAAAUCUAAAUAAUAGGAUUUGUGGGUGUGUGUAAUUUUACUCUUUUUGCCCUCUUUAUAAAAUUGUGAAAUCAAAUGAAGCAAUAGCAGCAGCAGGACAGGACAGGACAGAUAGGGGGUUUGCGUUGUAAUACUUGAUAUUUAUGAGGGGUAUAGUUGGAAAUGAAUGAAAGGUGGGGCCUAUCUAUUAAUAACAA
Diospyros lotus (date-plum) is the source of this 1835-nucleotide messenger RNA. Its product is annotated as protein ASPARTIC PROTEASE IN GUARD CELL 1. NCBI's taxonomy places the organism in Eukaryota, Viridiplantae, Streptophyta, Magnoliopsida, Ericales, Ebenaceae. The transcript has a single exon. Gene Ontology annotation, molecular function: aspartic-type endopeptidase activity. The record is from RefSeq and is a predicted model, not a curated record. The coding region runs from base 136 to 1623 and encodes 495 amino acids. Gene Ontology annotation, biological process: proteolysis.